UUGUAUUCACCCCCCUCCCUCAAAAAGAAGAUGGCAGACUUUCGGGACGACACCGGAGCUCGAGCCCUACUGGCCUUGCAAUCUGCCCCGUGCAGCCCUGUUCGAGUCGGGGUGACCUCACCCGCAUACCCUCCCAAUUUCACCUUCUCGGGCUCUUCGGUGCUGAGUCGGGGCUGCGCGAUGCCUCCUCGCCUCGCGUCUCCUCCUCGGGCCCUGGCCAGGCUCGAAGGCCGGGACUUUGAUUUCGUCAUGAGGCAGCGGACAGUGACCGUAGGCCGUAACUCGUCGCACGGCUCCGUGGAUAUAAACAUGGGUCACUCGAGCUUCAUCUCUCGGCGGCACCUGCAGAUCACCUUCGAGGAGCCGUGCGGGUUUUCGCUGCGCUGCCUCGGGAAGAACGGCGUCUUCGUGGACGGCGUGUUUCAGAGGAGAGGCGCGCCUCCUGCAGCUGCCCCGGGAGUAAGUACCUGCCACAAGUCACAUUUUUAGCUCUGCCUACUGGAAAGUUAGCAACAUUAGCAUGCUAGUUAUGUUAAAGCAAUUUUUUUUUUAUUUUCUUUACUUGUUAAUAAACAAACACCUGCCACUAUUCACAUUUUUUAGCUGUAAGUUAGAAAGUUAAGACCACUAGUCAAAGUUGUCUACUCUAUGCAUUAGCCAUUCGCAUUGAAAACUUAUGGUCUUUAGGAGACUGCGCAGUGUAGCUAAACGGAAACAUUUUAGAGUUAAUUUGUGCUACUCACUGUGGUUUUUGACGGACGGUGGUGGCGACAUUGCGUCCCCGUAAACACAGAAUGUAAACAGUCUCAAGUCAGCAUGACGGCUAUUCACUAUCAAAUCAACGUUUAUUGGUCGCGUAACACAGAUCUGCAGGUGCAGCAAUAUACGUGUGUUUCUAGCUCCCAACACCAAC
Oncorhynchus keta (chum salmon) is the source of this 913-nucleotide messenger RNA. Its product is annotated as forkhead box protein K1-like. The transcript has a single exon. The coding region runs from base 31 to 489 and encodes 152 amino acids. Gene Ontology annotation, molecular function: RNA polymerase II cis-regulatory region sequence-specific DNA binding; protein binding; DNA-binding transcription factor activity, RNA polymerase II-specific. The record is from RefSeq and is a predicted model, not a curated record. Gene Ontology annotation, biological process: regulation of transcription by RNA polymerase II. NCBI's taxonomy places the organism in Eukaryota, Metazoa, Chordata, Actinopteri, Salmoniformes, Salmonidae.